This is a messenger RNA of Paramuricea clavata, 799 nucleotides long. The record is from the annotation of a GenBank genome assembly. NCBI's taxonomy places the organism in Eukaryota, Metazoa, Cnidaria, Anthozoa, Malacalcyonacea, Plexauridae.
AUGAAUGACUUCGACCAACCAGAAGGGGCUGAAGGAGGUGAUGAGGGUGUUCUUGAUGAUACACCUGUUAAUGAAGACGAUUUCCGGAGCGGACUAGACGGCAACGAUAGACUAGACGAUGCAAAAACCUCCAGUUUCCGUGAGAAAAAUUAGGACGACUCCUACAGAAAAAGGAAAUGGGAGUUAGACGAACUGGGCACAUACGGAAAAUUCGACAACAUAAAGUCAGAAUAUAUUAGAAGACUCCAGGAGUCCAAAUACAAUAUAAAUGCAAACGAUGGUCCAGUUUCUAGGAACCUUUUAUCCAGUUUGGACAUCACUAAAAAUAAGUUGACAUUCAAAGGAGUUGAAGUCGCUUACAUUGAUACAAAUGGUAUAUACAGAUUUUCCACCAACAAAAGAUAUAAAAAAUUCGUAUCGGAAUUCGAUACCAAAUUCAACACAGCAGUCUUUGAACACAUUCAAAAGCCUAAAAGUGUAGUCGAAGAGGAAACCGAAGGAGAAUCAUCAGGAGUAACCACAGAAGACAUCCUCGAGGACGCUAGGGAAGAAUUACGUCAGGAAACUGUCAACGCGGGUGACAACCUUAAUGACCACGCGGAAAGGUUGGGAAGUGAAGGAAAAAUAACCACACAGGAGAGGAGGGAAUUUGUUGGAGUAACCUCUCCCAAAGGACCCCCCGAAGUCAGGAUUAAAGCCCUAAGAGAACAGAAGAAAGUAUUUGAAACCAAUAUAGAACUCGCAACAGAUCCCGAAAGACGACAAAUUAUGCAAGAGGGUAGGGAUGUUGUCGAACAGG